AGUGAAUACUACAAAGAAUGAAAAAGCCCCCAUUAAAAAAAAAAUCAUGAUUGAGAGUGUAACAAACAUAAACAUGUGAAUCCGUGAAAUCCAUCCAAAAAAAACCCCAGCUCUAUAUAUAUAAAGCUACAAUACCCAUUACCCAAACAACAACAUCCUUCACGCUCCAAACAAUUCCCAACAGUUAAAAUAUGAAUCUUAAAAUUCCAAUUUUAUUCUUCUUCUUCCUUAUUAUUAUUAUUAAUACUCUGUUUCCCUCUACAUUUAGUCUUCCUGUUCAUCACCCUCACCCUCACCCUCACCCUCACCCUUACCCUAAACAUAAAGAUAAUCCUUCUUCUCGUUUAAAAGGAAGACACCAACAAGUAAUGGGUAACUGUAAUUUAUUUCAAGGAAAAUGGGUUUUUGAUCUUACUGUUUCUUCUCCUUAUAAUUACUCUACUUGCCCUUUUAUUAACCCUGAAUUUGAUUGUCUUAAAUAUGGUCGUCCUGAUACUCUUUACCUUCAAUAUUCUUGGCUUCCUGAUAAUUGUCCUCUUCCAAGAUUUGAUGGGAUAGAAUUUUUGUCGAGAUUCAGAGGGAAAACGAUAAUGUUUGUGGGUGACUCACUGAGUUUAAAUCAGUGGAACUCGUUAACAUGUAUGAUUCACGCGUCGGCGCCUCAGGUUUCAUACAGCAUGGGAAAGAAAGGUGUAAUCUAUUCUGUCAAUUUUCCGGAUUAUGGGGUGAGUGUGCAACUAUACCAUUCAACCUACUUAGUUGACGUUGUUAAGGAGCCAAUUGGAAGGGUUCUUAAGUUAAACUCCAUUGAAGGAGGUAAUAUUUGGAAAAACAUGGAUGUCCUCAUCUUCAAUACUUGGCAUUGGUGGCUUCACAAUGGACCUGUUUCUCAGGGAUGGGACUAUAUACAAGAUGGGCCCCAUGUAUACAGGAAUAUGGAUCGUUUAACCGCUUUCACAAAAGGGAUGACAACUUGGGCUGGUUGGGUGGAUAGCGCCGUUGAUCCUUCCAAAACUAAAGUGUUUUUCCAAAACAUAUCUCCAACUCAUUAUAAUCCCAGAGAAUGGCACGGAGCAUCAAAGAGCUGCAUCGGGGAAGCAGAACCAUUGUCGGGCUCAACAUACCCAGGAGGUUCUCCGCCUGCAGCAGACGUCGUGAGAAAAAUAAUCAGCAAUAUGAAGAAACCGGUAUUCCUGCUUGACAUAACGACAUUAUCACAGUUGAGGAAAGAUGCUCAUCCCGAAACCUACAGUGGCGAUCACUCAGGCACAGACUGCAGUCAUUGGUGCCUUCCAGGACUUCCCGAUACCUGGAAUGAACUCUUCUAUGCCGCGUUAGUCAUGUGAAUUUCCCACCCACAGUCUCUGAACAAAGUCUUUUUGUUCUUUCCUUAGUUUUCAGUUCAAGUUUAUAAUUACAUUCAUUAAGAUGGUAGAAAGGAAUUGGGAAAAGGAAAAAGAAAAAAGGAAGAAAUGCUUAUAUUUGAUCAUAGGAUAAGGAGUGCAUAGGUUUCUUGCUAAGAAAUUGAUAUCCCUAGUUUGAUUUGCCACUCUCAAAGGAUGAGUGGCAAUUGUUCAUAUUGAUGUAUCCUGUAUUUUCGAAAGGCGCAAUACGAAAAACAUUCUAAUUUUUAAUUUC
This is a messenger RNA of Amaranthus tricolor (Joseph's coat), 1638 nucleotides long. RefSeq names its product protein trichome birefringence-like 38. The transcript is spliced from 5 exons. The record is from RefSeq and is a predicted model, not a curated record. Bases 192 to 1346 code for a protein of 384 amino acids. Gene Ontology annotation, cellular component: Golgi apparatus. Gene Ontology annotation, molecular function: O-acetyltransferase activity. Lineage: Eukaryota; Viridiplantae; Streptophyta; Magnoliopsida; Caryophyllales; Amaranthaceae.